Molecule: messenger RNA, 585 nt
Organism: Dothidotthia symphoricarpi CBS 119687
Lineage: Eukaryota; Fungi; Ascomycota; Dothideomycetes; Pleosporales; Dothidotthiaceae
Product: ribosomal protein L14
Exons: 3
Biological process (GO): translation
Cellular component (GO): mitochondrial large ribosomal subunit; ribosome
Molecular function (GO): structural constituent of ribosome; large ribosomal subunit rRNA binding
Source: RefSeq, a predicted model, not a curated record
CGAUGAUUCAGCUCAAGACCCUCGUCAAUUGCAUCGACAACUCCGGCGCCGCCAUAGUGGAGUGCGUCAACGUCCUGCGAUCAAAGCGGCCCGCCAAAGUUGGCGAUCGCAUAGUAGUUGUCGUCAAGAAGCAGCGAAACUUCGGCCCCGAGACAGGCAACAGCGUCUCCAUCAGCGCAGCGAACAAGGUCCGACGAGGUGACGUGCGACAUGCCGUCGUCGUGCGCACAGCGAAGAAGUGGCAGCGCCCAGACGGCAGCGUGGUCAAGUUCGACGACAACGCCUGUGUGCUGAUCAACAAGGCUGGAGAGCCCAUUGGAUCGAGAGUCAGCGGCGUCGUGGCAGCAGAACUGAAGCACAAGGAGUGGUCCAAGAUCUUGUCGCUUGCACCCAUGCAUGUAUGAGGGGGAGCAUCACGCAUUUGCGAAGAGACAUGAUAUGAGGGAAGAAGUGCAUUUUCAGGAGUCUAUGGAGCGCUGGGAUGAUGUAAAACAGAUGUAUGCCAUUUUCAGUACCCACGGGUAUCAGAAGACUCGUUUCCAGGACUCCGUGCCGUAAAUAUCAAGAGAUCAAACGCCUAUUCUA